UGGCAACACUUUAUAUUCAAUUAAAAACAAUUUGCAAAAUGUUGUAAAUAACAGUCAAAUUUUUAAGUAUUAGUAACCAUUUUGAAUUAAGCUAAAGUGCAAUAAUGUUUUUACCCGAAACUGCCACCUUCUGUAUCACAUUGCUGGUAUAUGGAGCCAUUUUGCUAUUAUUAAUUUACUAUGUUUUAACACUCGCCGAUCUAGAGUGUGACUAUUUAAAUGCUCAGGAAUGCUGUCGUCGCUUGAAUUUCUGGGUCAUACCCAAAUUUGGUUCACAUGCUUUGCUAUGUGUCCUUCUACUUUUAGGGGGCCAUUGGAUAAUGUUCCUGCUCAAUUUGCCCAUGGUUCUAUGGCUCUACUAUGAGCUACAUCGUCAGCGUAGAGAUAGUCUUGGUGUCUAUGAUCCCGUGGAUAUACAUAGCCGUGGUCUAUUGAAAGUUCAUUUGCGAAAUUGUAUGAUUUAUUUGGGUUACUAUUUCAUUAUGUUCUUUGUAGGUUUGUAUUGUCUCAUUUCUUCGCUGAUUAAGGGGGAUCCCAUCAAACGGUAUGAGGAUGAUGAAAUAGUCACUGAUUUUUGAAGGUUGGCAUAAACCUUGGCUUCCAUUGAGAGUGAGAAUGCCAGAUUAAUAUAUACAUACAUAGAUUUAAUUAGUUAAGUCAACUACCCCAAGACCAAAUUAAGAAUCUCAAACUAAUGAAUUUCACAAAUUAUGAGAUUCUUAAGGCUCAAUUCUCUUGCACUACACAAAGAAGAAUCUUCUCAGUUUAAUUUAUGGAAUAUUUUGAACAAAUUGAAAAGUCUAACCUAGUCCUAUAGAAAUUUAUACUCAUAGUUAUAGGUAAUCAUCAUUGUAAUUCAUUUAACAAUUUCUCGAGACAAAACAUUAGUUUUUUAAAUUCAUAAUUUAUUUAUUUCAUAUAUAUAUAUAUUUUUUUUUUUAUAGGCAUUUAAACAAUUGAUUUAUUUCUUACUUAUUCGCAUAGACAUCACAAAAGUAUAAAAAUAUAUGUAUUUAUAUGACAAUUAAA
Molecule: messenger RNA, 1029 nt
Organism: Drosophila willistoni
Lineage: Eukaryota; Metazoa; Arthropoda; Insecta; Diptera; Drosophilidae
Gene: cnir
Product: protein cornichon homolog 4
Exons: 3
Coding region: 105-578 (157 amino acids)
Biological process (GO): endoplasmic reticulum to Golgi vesicle-mediated transport
Cellular component (GO): endoplasmic reticulum membrane; COPII-coated ER to Golgi transport vesicle
Source: RefSeq, a predicted model, not a curated record